AUGGUCUGGGAAUAUACAUGGCCCACAACUCAGGUCAUCGAAGCCGCAUCCUGGGAGACGUUUGACGACGACGAAUAUGAAGAAUCCACUAUCCUGCGUCCAGUUGGUACUCUGAAUACACUCCUGGGGGCAGAUUUUAGCUGCAGACACUUGGAAAUUCGUUCUCCCGUGGAGCAUUGCCUGCCCCCUAUUGCCCUCUGGAUAUGUCAUGAAUCCCGCGUUCAUACGCUAAAACAAUAUACCUUAAUCCAACAUCCGGAUCUUUCAGAAUGUUCCUUCUACUUUAGUCCUCGUCGAGAUCUUCUGUGGCUAAGUUGCGAUAUCACGAGUGAAACCGAGCGCCUAGACGAACUACAAGCAUCGUAUGGGGCUUCGCUUGACAACUUUCGGGCUCUCCUUGCUGAGGAUACGGAAUGGGAAUUUUGGGACCAAGACCAAUCUUCUUCGCCUCUCCUGUCGAUCUUGCCUGCGCUCCAAACCAUUGUGCUAGUAGCGGAUGAUUUUGAUGAUGACGGCACCCCAAAUACAUAUAGCUCUGAGGAGUAUCGUAAGCUUGCUGCUGACUAUCGAAACGAAUAUUCUAAGUUUUGCGAAUCUCUACGGCUUAAUAAGCCAUUUCAACUUGAGUAUAUUGACCGUGGUGGUAAUUCAUACUAA
Aspergillus tanneri is the source of this 657-nucleotide messenger RNA. RefSeq lists its product as uncharacterized. The record is from RefSeq and is a predicted model, not a curated record. Lineage: Eukaryota; Fungi; Ascomycota; Eurotiomycetes; Eurotiales; Aspergillaceae. The transcript has a single exon. The coding region runs from base 1 to 657 and encodes 218 amino acids.